Molecule: messenger RNA, 2634 nt
Organism: Sorghum bicolor (sorghum)
Lineage: Eukaryota; Viridiplantae; Streptophyta; Magnoliopsida; Poales; Poaceae
Product: sister chromatid cohesion 1 protein 3
Exons: 12
Coding region: 425-2380 (651 amino acids)
Biological process (GO): replication-born double-strand break repair via sister chromatid exchange; synaptonemal complex assembly; mitotic sister chromatid cohesion
Cellular component (GO): synaptonemal complex; cohesin complex
Molecular function (GO): protein binding; chromatin binding
Source: RefSeq, a predicted model, not a curated record
UAUUUGUCACAAACAAACGAAAGUGCUACGGUACCGAAAUCCGAAAUCUUUUCGGAACUAAACAAGGCCUGGGUAAAACCGUAAAAGGACCUGAAAGGCGGAGAAACAACGCUGACGUCGUCCUUCCAUAGCAAGGAACCACCCCACUGGGCCCACUAGUCCCGCCCCGCCGCGACGUCCGGAAACCGUCCGGCAGUCGUCCUUCCAUAGCAAGAACCACCCCACUGGCGCCACUAGUCCCGCGCCCGCCGCGACAUCCGGAAACCGUCCGGCAAAACCCCCCAUAAUAGCUUGUUCGCAAUCACCGUCCCGUCCGGUGUCUCGUCGCCCUUUCCCGUUCCCUGCCGUCGUCGUCUCCACCACGGCUGCCAGAAACCCGGCUUAAACCCCGCCACCGCCAGCGACCCGUAGAGGAUCGGAGACGAUGUUCUACUCGCACACGAUCCUCGCGCGGAAUAGCCCGCUGCACCCCGUGUGGGUCGCCGCGCACCUCGAGUGCAAGAUCAAGAAGCCGCAGAUCGAUGGCAUUGACAUCACCUCCUCCGCAGAGAGUAUAAUGUUUCCAGAGGUUCCAAUUGCUUUAAGAUUAUCAGGGCAUCUUCUCCUAGGCCUAGUUCGCAUUUAUUCAUGGAAGGUGAACUACCUGUUUCAAGAUUGCAACCGAAUGGUAACUACAAUCAAAACUACCUUUGCUUCUGUGGAAGUAGAUUUUCCAGUUGAGGUAGAUCGGGCACCAUUUGACUGCAUGACAUGGCCAUCUACGUUAAAUCUUGAUCAGUUAAACCUAGAUGAUAUAGUUUCUCAAAUAAAUACACCUGAUAAUCAUCAGAAGACUCUUGAUCAGAUUACUUUGUCUGAAGGAGAAUAUGUGAUGAUAGAUCUCGAUGAGGCACCAGCUGCUGGUCUACUUGCAUACAUGGGGCCUCAACCAUUUGAGGCAGGGACAUUCCCUCGAUUUGUUGACGAUCUUGGAGCAAAUAACACUCUUAGCAAUGAGAUCCCUCUAGACCCUCAUCCUGGCAAUAUGAUAGAAAACCAAAAUCCAUUAGAUGGAGCACAAGAUCCGCCAGAAAUAAUGCGGGAAGCUCCACAGGAGGGGCCUGAACACUUCAUAGAUACAGUUUUUGGAAAUGAUGACCCCAUGGUGUUGAGCCAGGAUUCUUCACCGUUUGCACAGAACAAGGUUAUCACCCCUCCAGCAAUGGAUGGAACUUCUGCUCAACAAUUAGCUGGGAGACACAUACUCUUACGAAGUCCUAUCACAUAUGAUCUUAUUGAUGAUGUCAAGCCCCUACAUUCUGAACUGAAGCUGUUCUGUUUUUCGACCAGCAUCAGUUACAACCAGUUACCUGAAUUGCGGCUUGAAUCAUCCCCACCUCCACCUCAAGGACAAGACAAAAAGAGAAAGAGAGAGAUGGUGUUUGACAAUGAAAUAAUGCUUUCCAAUGAAUAUAUGAAGGCUCAAAGUAAAGGUGUUGGAUUAAAUAAGUUAGCCUGCAAGAGGAGAAAACUACCUCAAACAGCCCUGGAUAUGUGGAAAUUCAGCAGGACCAGCAGAAAUGGCGCCAACUUAUUGCUUGAACCCUUACUGCACGGGAUGUGUACUGACCUACAUGUAACAUACGAGAGAAACUUUCCCUGUGUUAGUGACCCUGAUGCUGAGUCUGCCUCUUGUGAACCCAUGAUGAUUGGUUAUGGUGGUAGUCAGGAUGCUCCUGCUAAAAUACAGCUCACCCCAACGUCUCAGGGAAAUAAAGAUACACUGCCUGAAGAUGAUUUGACCCUAAAAUCUCCAAGAAAUUCAGAUGCACAGCGUGAACCUCAACACACCCCCAAGUCACCAGGAGUUCCUGAGUUCCCUCUGUUCUCCACAGUAGAUAUGCCAUGUCCAAUAAGGGAAGAUGAUUCUCCUUUCAAAACAGUCCGUCAAACUCCACAGUCUGGGUUUGGAGGAACUGGUGUCCCUGAAGUACCUUCUGUCGGAAUACCUGGACAAAGUACUCCUGACUCUGAUCGUAUGGUGUCCUUGUUUCCAGUCAGUGAUGAUUAUGAUGAUCAGCCAGAGAUUCCAGGGCUCAUAAGUACUCCCGGUGGGAUAUCUAGUGCAGGUACUGGAACCAACGGAUUAGGAAGCAUGUCUGCUAGGACAAGGGCUGUUGCACUGUUCUUCAGAGACCGUGUGCCAUCAACCCCGCCUGAAGAGCAACCUGGCAAAUUCAGUUUGAGUAGAAUCUUGGAAAGGAAAAUAAGAAAGCAAGCUUCAUGGAUGUUCUUUGAGACAAUGGUUCUGACGAGUUGUGGCUACAUCGAUGUCCAACAAGGAGAACCGUAUGGUGAUAUUGAAAUCUCAAUUAGACCCUUGCUCGCAGCAGCUAAAUAACAUUAACUAAGUCAAUUCAGAAUCACAGCAGACGGACCUCUCAUUUCAUCUGCUCGUAGAAAGACUGGUAAGAUGUGCUGUGGCCUGUGGGUACCCGACCAAUGGAUGUAUGAUGAGUAGCCGAUGAACCUACUAAUUUUGUUGUCAUCUGUGUUCGUACGAGGCCGCAGAUGGCAUUUCGUGAUGUUUAGCAUCCAUCCGGAAUGACAAGCUCCGUCACUGUUUCAGUUCAGAUUUGAGAUGCUUUUUCUCAA